Messenger RNA from Symbiodinium pilosum, 1863 nucleotides. Lineage: Eukaryota; Dinophyceae; Suessiales; Symbiodiniaceae. The record is from the annotation of a GenBank genome assembly.
AUGUCACGCCAGGCCUCCCGAUCCGACAUUGCCAAACUCCUCCAGAACGUGCCUCUGGACAGUGAAGAGUCUGGAGCCAGAACGCGUGCUGUGCUGUUAGUUCGGCAAGCUAUUGCACAAAGCUGGCAUGUGUUGCGGGAUGCUGUGCGUGCCACCGCGCGUGACGCAUGGAAGCAGGCUGUUGCUGUUCAUGAAAAGGCUUUAAAGGAGCUGGAGAAACUUCAUGGCAGUGAGACUGCUUUUGCUCCUUGGCCUACAGACCUGAUUGUGGGUGAGCAGCCUGUGCAAAAUGCCGAGCCCGUAGAAGACAUUCUUUCUGGGAAGCCUGAACGAGAUUCUCCCCCGCACUCCUUCCAUUACCUCGUCAGCCCAAACUCCGUGUGGACAGUUCUGAAGGUGGACCCGUCCAGCAGCGUGGACGGGUAUGCGCACUAUCUCAGCAAUGCUGAGUGGUACAGGAUGCGUACACCGUACUCGCAGUGGUUCACUAAAAAUCUUACUUCUGUCUAUGGUCCAUUGGCCCAGCUUCUCGAAGUUGCUCGCAGAGCAGGCUACAAGGGCAGUGUGGCCGGGGUGACAAUGCUUCCCGUUGACGCAUGCACAGUUCUGGGCAUGCUGGUUAUGAUGGCCACUGUGCUGCCCACGACAAGCUUGGCUAAUGAAGGACUCAAGGAAUGUGUAGCCGUUCUGGAAACCCUGGAGGAGCAUAUGCGUGUGAAUGCUACCGUGCAGCUGCUGCCCAUGUCUGAGGUUUUUGCCGUGGAAGUCCGCGACAAUUAUAUGACUGUUUCUUGCAUCAAGAAAGUCCUGCACGAGCUGGAUCUUGGCUGGGCCAGGUUCUCCAAGAAAAUGCCUCCUGGAUGUAACGGAGCCUCGAUACGACUGAGCCACUUCCUGGUGACUUGUCUUCGGAUGCGCAACGACAAGCAAUUCUGGGACACUUUGGGUUUCCGUCGUAUGACCAAGAGGACCCUGCACUUGUUUGCGCAGCAGGCUGAGCAAACAUUAGAAUCUGUGGUUGUUGACCGAUGCCCAGAUCCUAGACUGGCGCAGAAGUACCAUCCUUUCAGCAAAGAUGCUCGACGUAGAGGAGAUCGUUCUCUGCGCAUGCAGUUGGUUGGUCGCUUCCUGUGCCGCGGGGCGGGCUAUGUGACAGUCAAGGAUGAGAAAAGCUUGGCUGAACUUGACAUCGUGGCUGAGAAGUCAUGUUUAGCUGCCCGCACUGCUUCUGAGUAUGUGGCACGGCUACUCUUCAAGACCCAGCAGGCUGUUCAGGAUGUAGUGGACAAGCAGGACAUGCCCUGCCUCAACUUCUGCUUUGAUGGCGCCACCAUCGCCUCGGAGCAGGUUCUUGCUACAGUCUUCCGUUUGGGGGGCACGCACUUUGCGGGUCCAACCCAGCUACUGCAAUCAAACACCUGCAGCCUUGAUGAAGCUAGAGUUGCUGCCGAGAGCCUGGCCUCAGGUCUUGAAGGACGAAUCCCACAGGAUGCCUUGCAACGGGUUCGCUUCCCCCAAGACUGUUUCCGCUUCAAGGAAUAUCGGAGUUCAACAAAAUAUUUGUUGAAUGGACUUGCUAACUCCAUUCAGCAGGUUAUGCAUGAGGGGUGGUCCUUUGCAAGCUGCCGACCUCCAAAUCCCCUGCGUGCUCGGGACAAGUGCAGUGAACGUCUUCUGCUGGACCGCGCAGAAAUGCAACUAUGCCCCAACUCCCCGCCUGCCGAUUCCAGGCUCUUCUUCGUUUGGAACUCGGACACCUUGGAAGCCAGGUAUGAUUUCUACACCUCCGAGAAAUUCACUCGCCUGGUUUUUGCUGCGGAUGAGGGAACUGAGGCUCCGUUGGGGCAAUCUGGUCAUUUGUAA